Molecule: messenger RNA, 2819 nt
Organism: Haplochromis burtoni (Burton's mouthbrooder)
Lineage: Eukaryota; Metazoa; Chordata; Actinopteri; Cichliformes; Cichlidae
Product: ADP-ribosylation factor 3
Exons: 5
Coding region: 275-820 (181 amino acids)
Biological process (GO): vesicle-mediated transport; intracellular protein transport
Cellular component (GO): cytoplasm; plasma membrane
Molecular function (GO): GTP binding; GTPase activity
Source: RefSeq, a predicted model, not a curated record
UCUUACAGACAACCUGGUUUUGUUUUUAAAAGAAAAGAAAAACAGAGAGAAGAGUUUUUACAACCUUUUGGUACUGUUGAAGUGACACCUGCUCUCGCGAGAUCCCGCUUGCUGCUGAGUCGCUUCUCUCGGAAAGUGUCGUGAGACGUUGAUAGUAGAGGACUGCUCGGCUAAGCCCUCCUAAAAAAAAAAAAAUCAAUCCCCGCUGGACAACUGACACUUUGCAGAAAGGCCUCAAACACUUAAACUGACGUUUAGGAACAUCGUCUGAAUCAUGGGGAACAUUUUUGGGAAUUUGCUGAAGAGCCUCAUAGGGAAGAAAGAGAUGAGGAUCUUGAUGGUGGGGCUUGAUGCUGCUGGAAAAACAACGAUCCUCUAUAAGCUCAAACUGGGGGAAAUAGUCACCACAAUCCCAACAAUCGGGUUCAACGUGGAGACAGUGGAAUACAAGAACAUCAGCUUCACUGUGUGGGACGUGGGUGGGCAGGACAAGAUCCGUCCUCUCUGGAGACACUACUUUCAAAACACGCAGGGUCUAAUCUUUGUGGUGGACAGUAAUGACAGAGAGCGUGUGAACGAAGCGCGAGAGGAGCUGAUGAGGAUGCUGGCUGAGGACGAGCUGAGGGAUGCCGUGCUCCUCGUGUUUGCUAAUAAACAGGACUUACCAAAUGCCAUGAACGCCGCAGAGAUCACAGACAAGUUGGGCUUGCACUCUCUGCGUCAUCGCAACUGGUACAUCCAGGCCACCUGCGCCACCAGCGGCGAUGGCCUCUACGAGGGCCUCGAUUGGCUGGCCAAUCAACUCAAGAACAAGAAGUAAGAAGAAAACUGGAAGAAAGCAUCCAGCGACCACACCCAUACCAACUUUUUAUUUCUUUUUAGGGAUGAGGGUGCGGGUUGAGCACCGAGGUUUUUGAUUGAUAAAAGAUUCUGGGUCUUGGGUGGGGGCGGCGGGGUGUCAGAUUUAGAUUUUUGGUCUGGUCCUUCUGGUUUUCUGUGGUUAUAAAAAAAACACAUUCUCAUGUUCGUAUCUAACCACUCACUCACAGACACACACACAGAGACACACACAUAUGCACACUAACAAUAAGCAAUCACAGCAGGCACUUGCUUUUCCUCCGUCCACCUCUCGUCCACCAAUCGUCUUUAGGUAUAUAAUGUACUGUAUGUUAGUCUCUAGGUGCUGUGUCGAGUCACAUGGGACUCCAGCAAUGAGUCCAAUCUGACUUUGUUGAUGUAUGUUUUCCCGUUGUCAGUGGUCCAUGAAAGGAACUGUUCCACGUCCUGUUUUUUUUCUUGUUUUUGUUGUUUUUUAUGUCUUUUCCUACAGAGUUCCAGAGCCAUGUUUGAGAACAGUCACAUCUGGCAGAUUCAUGUCACAAUGAUUAAUAUGAUUGCUUUGCUUUUCCUUUUGACUUGCGAGCGUGUACUUGAACUUCGCAGCCUAGACAGUAUUAUCCCAAGCAGCUCUCUGAUGUCUUUUGAUAUCUGUGCCAUGUUUCUACUCCCCGUGUGGCAACCCGAAGCGUCGAAGCCGCCCUUUUUAAAUAUUUUAAAACGCACAACACUCUUUCUCAGUUGCCUCACCUGCAUGCAUCCUGCCACCACUGUUGGGUACUUCUCCAUCCAGAGAACCGCAUAGAUGUUAUUUGUAUGUUUUCCCCCCUCAUCGUGUUCUCGCGCCGUUUACAGUAGGAUGCGCAAAACUAUCCGAAAUCACCACUUUUAGUGCAGUUGGUGGCAACAUUUGCUCAGAACAACAACAACAAAAAAAAGCCAAAAAAAAAAAGCGACUAGUCAGCUUUAUGGUCUUUUUAGAUGUGAAAACAGCAUAUAGCACAUUAACUCAGCACAGAUGGCCUGUGCUGCUUGUCUAUACGAGUACUCGAACUGCGUCAGGUUGCUCUUGCUUGUGUGGAUUUUUUUUUUUUUUAAUUUUUAAAUUUUUUGUGUCUAAUUUGCAUACCGGGGGGGUGGGGAUGGGGAGGGGGACGAUGCUGUAACUGAUAACUCCGUAUUACUGAAUGUGAAUAUUGUUGAUGAAUCUAUAAGUGGCUGUAAUGAUGUUUAUCUGACAUGCCAUCAUUUCAGUGAUGUAUCUGCAUAAGUCAUGCAAAACGAAGCAGGGUAACCGGAUUGGUAUGUCGAUGUUGUAGUUUGCAGAAAUUCACAAACCACCAACUUUCCAAACAGCAGACGGGAUUGCGGCGUCGCCACUGAUACCAGCAGAAUCCGCAGACUCCUGUCAAUGAAACGAUUCCUUUGUGCCACACAUGGGUACUGCUGCCACUCAUAUACCAGUCACAGUGCAACAUGCUGUGCAUCCGCCUUACCAACUUAUCAGCAUAUAUCCAGCAUCUGUUGUAACCAUGAGUUAGAUCCUUUGGUUUUUGUGGCCUUAUAUUCCGAUUGAUUUCCUCUCACAGAGUUUGGUUUCAUACUUACCAGUAAAGAAUGAUUUAUUCCUUAUUGCCCUCUAACGGCAGGUUUCGCACCACAGCUCACUAUGGUAAGGCAAAGAUUUCGUCGUAUAAUGUGUUCUUUUGAUUUUUGCCCGUAUACUUGAUUCAUAUUUGGUGGUAGAUUUCUUCAGUUCUCUUUGGGGUUUAAAUGAACUUUGAUGUAGACUGUGUCUGUGAAACAAUCAGUGCAGAGAAAUAAAAGAUUCUGAUGAUUCAUUCUGUACCGUUAUAGUUACACAAGUAGAUUUUAAAAAAAAAUGUUGAAGACCAUGUUUCAAUGCUGAAUGCAUGGAGACAUCUGUAUGUGAUGUAAGAAACCAAAAUUCUGCUGUAUUACGAAUAAACCCAUUUUCUGAA